Molecule: messenger RNA, 2248 nt
Organism: Aedes albopictus (Asian tiger mosquito)
Lineage: Eukaryota; Metazoa; Arthropoda; Insecta; Diptera; Culicidae
Exons: 6
Coding region: 1-1455 (484 amino acids)
Source: RefSeq, a predicted model, not a curated record
AUGCAGAUUUAUCACUGCCCAGUUCUGGAAGAAUCGCCGGAGGAGUGCUCGAACGCAAUUGUUGCAGCCAAUCCGUCGAUGAUCGCAGAAUGCACGACAAAGUUAUCGAAUAAUGGUACUAUUUUAGUGAUUCCGGAAGAGCAGAGUCCUAAUUUGCUGGACAAACCAGUGCCGAAAGUAAGCGGGACAACCGCGGGGCCCAUUUCAGUGACCCCCGAAGAGCAGAGUGCUAACUUGCUGGACAAACCAGUGCCGGAAGAUAGCGGCACUACCGCGGGGUCCUCAAAUACUAGCUGUGGACCAUUUACGACGGAUAUUUUGAAAACGUUACUAUUGCAAACAGCAACAGGAGAAUACAUUUUGGAAAAUGCUGAGAACUACGAUCUUUCGGAAAGUAGCAAGAAACUUGUGGUAGAUGUGAUCGCUCGUUACCAUUUGAGCCUGAAAAGGCGAGCAACUAUCGAUAUUAUCGAUGAGUACGCGCAAGUGGUAACCAAAGUUUUCAAAAAGGAGAAAAAAGAGUUGUAUUUUGUUCGACGAGAGAAAGGAAAUCCGGGCGGAAAAAUAUUCAGCCGGAUUAAUUAUUUGAACCAAUCUGACCGUCGUAGAAAAAAAGCCGAAAAUCAAUACCGACACGGAUGUGAAGAGCCAGUGAUUCAACCAGUGCCAGACGAAUCGUAUCACGCACUGUCGUGGCUGGAACUCAAUGAUUCACCAUGGAACACAGUGAUGCAUCAGUGGGAAGUAGCGUUCGCAGCCAGGCAGGCGAUUGAAAAGUGUUUUGCGAAAACGAUCAACAAAUUUCCGCAUAUUAAACAGGAGCACGGAUAUCAGCUGAUUGACAUUGAAUACCGAUUGCUACGGCUUGGAUCUGUUGACGGUGCCCAAAAGUGGAAAACAUUAGUGGAGCCCCUGUCAAAGUAUAUUACAAAGUACGGAAAGGAUCCAUCCACGAAAGAGCUUCUCAAAACACUAGCUAAAAAUGAUUGGACUAUUGACGCUCGGAUUCCUGCUGCUCUGCUCGCUCUGAACACUGUUUUGAUCCCAGUGAAAGCUGCCGCAGGGUUCAAGCCGACCAUUGCUACAUCACAAGCCGACACUGUGCUGUUUUCGACCAAUUUUGACGAAGCUCGCGAAAAAUACAAUCAAAUAGUCUUAGAUUGUGUGGAGACAGGAGCAGACAUUCCUCCGAAGCUGAUCGUAUUUGCUGAAGGCUAUUCGUCAACGAACAACGGAUGCAUGGUCGUUUAUAAAGGCCUCGAAUAUCAAUUGUCAAGUAUUUCGAGAGGAGUGGACGUUCUCAUCAAGCUUUCUGCUGUUCUGGGUUUGAACAUCUCCAAAGUGUCUAAACUCGUUUGGAUUUUUAUCCGCGAGCACUUGUAUAACAUCAAAAGCAAGCAUGCGUAUGCUAACAUUGACAGACUACAACAAUAUUUGCAGACGCAAGUACAAUGAACGUCAAAUGUCCUUUGAAAAAGUGUUGUAAACAAUUUUCAACCGCAACCGAUUUGAUACACCAUGUCAAAGAUUAUCAUAAAACUCCAACUCACUAUGAAUUAAGAUGUACCUUCCCGGGAUGUUUGCAAAUUUUUAGCACUUUUUCCAAUUUUAAAAAACAUGUCUCGAAUCAUCGUUUUAAAGCAGAAACAGUUUUGCUUCCAUCAGAGAAAAUUUUUGACACCGUAGCUCCAAUGCCCAUCAAAAAGCAAAAAAUUGAUGACUGUUCAAGUUCAAUGAGCGAUGUGUUACCGGAUUUACCAGAUUCUUUGAAUGAGCCACAGAAACUAGCGGUUGAAUUUACGUUAGCUUUACAUAAGAAAAAUAAUUUUACGCGUAAUGAUGUACAAGAUGUACAAAAUGCCACAAACAAAUUUGUCGGAAGCAUAUUGAACAAAAUAGAAGAUCUUAAUUUGAAAACGAACAAUCAUGAUUCUCAAAACCGCCUUGAAACGUUGUUAAGCACAAGUAAGACUGCUUUCGAAAUAAUCAACACCGAGUACAAAUUUUUAAAUCACAUAAAAAGAUUAGGGAUUUUCGAACCACCCGUGGUGAUUACCUUAGAAAAAGGUAUUCCGACAGUAGAGUCAAAUAAUUUUGCUGAUCAUAUAGGACGAAAAAACUGCCUGGCGCUUAAUCCAAUACAGUUCCAACUGAAAAAGUUUUUCGAAACGGGAGGCAUUAUGCAAAAGGUAUUAGACCAAAUUGAUAGCCUUGAAAAUUCCGAUAAUGUCAAUCAUUUUGUAAAUGG